AUGUCAGCGCCUCGAGUUUUGGUUAUUGGUGCUGGAGUAGGCGGCUUGGCGCUUGCUCAAGGCCUUAAACAGAGUCAAAUUGAUGUUGCCGUCUUUGAACGUGAUACCUUACUAGAUUCGCGACUUCAAGGCUACCGACUCAAGAUAUUUGGCGAAUUUCAAAAGAAAUUGCGAGAUCUUCUGUCUGAUGAAGCAUGGUCAGAGUUCGAGGCUUCUUGUGCCGAAACUAACCUCGGCGAAACAACUUUAAACUCAACGGAUGCGCAUAUUAUUGCGAGUCGUAAAGGGCAUCUCCCUGAUGGAGUACCUCUGCCUUAUACGAUCGACCGUGGAAUGCUGCGCCAGUCAAUGAUACGAGGAAUUGAAGACUCGGUGCAUUUUGGAAAGCGGUUCGUUGGGUAUGAGCUCACCGACACAGGUGUCCGCGUUGCCUUUGAAGAUGGUAGCGUUGAGGAAGGUACAUUGCUCGUCGGUGCUGAUGGAGCUCGCUCGGCGGUCCGUCGGCAAUUGCUUCCAGAGAUCAAACUUCUUGACACUGAGGGAUGCUGCAUUUAUGGUAAGACAUUUCUGACGCCAGAGUUUCUCUCACGCUUCCCAGAGAAACAUCGAAGAUGGAUGACGGUGGUACUUGAUCAGACCCCAGUGUUGCAGACGAUCAUCUCCGGCGAAGCACCCAUUACACUUGUCAGCGAGCAAGUUCGCUUCCUGAAGCGAAGCGAAAAUAACGCUUUGCCAGAGGACUACAUACACUGGGGAUUGCUUUUCCAGAGUACUACAUCUGGUUUGAAGGGGGAGGCGCUGGAGAAAUCAUUGCGAUCUGAAGCAUUUAAAAUGUCGCUACGCUUGACAAGUGAAUGGGAUCCUUCUCUCCGAAGUUUGCUGGAGCUCCAAGACCCUUCUCUGACGAUGGGAAUGCGAGUACUCUCCUCCAGUCCGAAUUUGCCAAGCUGGACGCCGUCCUCGAAAGUUACUGUAAUGGGAGAUGCGAUACAUGUUAUGUCGCCAGCAGGAGGGGUGGGUGCUGUGGCGACGCUACACGAUGCCGCCACUCUAGCUCGAAUAAUUAGCGAAGAUGGAAUCACUCAGACAUCAAUUGGCGAAUUUGAAGAAGAAAUGAGAAAAUUUGCAGCGGUUUGCCUAAAGAGGAGCUUUAUGGCAGGGGAAAAGCUUAUAAAAGCACCCUUGGCUGAGAAUUUACCCGGGUAUCUAUCACAAAACCGUCCAUCACUUCCUCCUUCAUCUUCAAUCAUGGGUCCAUCAGUUUGGAGAGUUCUUAUCGCCAGCAUAUUUUUCGGUCUUUUUACCGAUGUAUCGACAGCUACCGUCAAUACCUCCGGCCUUAAGUCCCUACUCUCAUCUCAAGCAACAAUUGUCAACAAUACUUCUGGAGCCCCACGGUGGAGUGACUUUGAUGCCCCAACUCCUGGCGCUGUGGUCAAUGUAGCCACCGAAAAUGAUGUAUUAGUUACUGUUCAAUACUGCAUAGCUCAGAACAUUACAUUUCUUGCCCAGAAUGGUGGCCACGGCUGGUCUACGACGCUUGAUUUACAUCAAAACGGUAUACUCAUAAACUUGGCCGGCAUCAAAGCUAUCUCUUUCAACUCUGCCAAAACAGAAAUCACAUUUCAAGGUGGUGCCUUGAUAUCCGAUGUGGUUGAUGCCGCGUAUCAAAACAGUGUUCUCGUUCCGACAGGUACUUGUAACUGCGUUGGCACAAUUGGAGCUGUCCUAGGCGGAGGCUUCGGCAACUUAAUAGGUGUCUAUGGAUUUGGAGUUGACAAUCUAAUCUCUAUGAAUGUUGUUACGGCUUCUGGAACCGCAAUCACUGUAUCCCCAACGAGCAACACUGACCUAUGGUGGGCUAUGCGUGGCGCUGGUCCUAAUUUUGGAAUUGUUACAUCCGCGGUGAUGAAAUCGUACCCCGUCACUCCCAGUCUGUUAGACGCAUGGACGGGCCCUUUGAUCUUCACUGGUGCCCAACUCGAGGCUCUCGUAGAAGCACUGAGCCAGCUGGACUUAAAAUCGGAGAUGAGCAUAGAAAUGUUUUUCCUGAUGUCUGACAACUCGCCUAUCAUAUUGGUGACAGUAUUCUACUACGGUACAGAAGCGGCCGGAAAAGCAGCGUUUGCUCCACUCUAUUCCGUCGGGCCCAUUGUGGACGAAACAGCUAUUUCACCCUAUAACGAAUGGAAUUCUGGCGGCGAUGCUUUCUGUGCAAAGGGUGACUUCAAACCUUCUUGGGGUGUUGGGCUCGCAGAGUUGGAUGUUCCCACAUGGACGUCCGUAUGGAACGAGUGGCUCACGUUCGCGCAAAUGCCAGGGGCAAACAACAGUGCAAUGAUAUUGGAUAUGUAUUCUCUAGGGACAGCUAGAAAGUUUUCGGACUUUUCAUCUGCUUACCCUUUUCGGUCAACCAUAACUUUCAAUGCUAUCGCUACAGCAUGGUACUCAGACCCUGCCCUAGACGCAGCCGCGGAAGUCUUUGGUAUAUUAACAAUGGCUUUGGCGACGAAAGCUUAG
Molecule: messenger RNA, 2520 nt
Organism: Sclerotinia sclerotiorum 1980 UF-70
Lineage: Eukaryota; Fungi; Ascomycota; Leotiomycetes; Helotiales; Sclerotiniaceae
Exons: 4
Coding region: 1-2520 (839 amino acids)
Molecular function (GO): FAD binding
Source: RefSeq, a predicted model, not a curated record